GGCUGAUUGAGACGAGACAGGUAUUCUGAUUCUGCUACAUAGCAGUUGUUGUCGUUGUCGCUAAAUUCUCAGUUCGUGUUUGUUUGUUGUUGGUUGGAAGUUCCAAGUGGUAGGAACAUUAUGGCAGAAUCAAUACAAAGCAACGGAGACAGCGAAGUAAAACGCCUGCAAGACGGUUCUGAGGUUGAGGCACACCCCAAGAGACACCACGCUUCGUUUGCAGCUGAUGACAGUAUGGACAGUGCAGCAAGCGAGCCAGAAGACAAAGGAGAUGGCGAGGAAAACCCUGGAGAAAUCAUUGUUGUCGAUGAAGACACCGAUGAGUUGGACAUGAACCAUCAACGAAUUGGAAAAAUUACAAACCUGGAGCCCCUUCAAAUGCUGGAGAGGCUGUACCUGCGCUGGAAUCUUAUUAAGAAAAUUGAAAAUUUGAGCCACUUGACCACUUUGCGUGAGCUAGAGCUGUACGACAACCAAAUCACCGUGAUUGAAAAUCUAGAUUCCCUAGUCAAUCUUGAGAUCUUGGAUCUGUCAUUCAACCGAAUUCGUGAAAUCAAAAAUCUGGAAGCCCUUGUAAACCUGGAGAAACUGUAUUUGAGCUCCAACAAGAUCCAGAAGAUUGAUAAUCUGUCUCACCUGAAGAAGCUGAACUGUCUUGAGCUUGGAGACAACAAAAUCAGAGUGAUCGAGAACCUUGACGGGCUGGAAAACCUGAAGCAGCUGUAUCUAGGCAAAAACAAAAUCAACAAAAUCCAGAACCUGCAUAACCUGAAGAAUCUCGAGCUUUUGAGUCUGCAGCACAACCGACUGACAAGCAUUGACAACCUUGACGGUUUGACCGCCUUAAACCAACUGUACAUUUCUGAGAAUGGCAUUGAAGAAAUUUCCAACCUGGAUGGCAAUCUGGAGCUCACAACACUAGAUCUGGCCCAGAACAAAAUCAAGGAAAUUAAAAAUGUGUCGCACCUGUCUAAGCUUGAGGAGUUUUGGUUGAACGACAACCUGGUGGACAAGUGGUCCAACGUUGAGGUGUUGGCGAGCAAUAAAGAGUUGAAGACCAUAUACCUGGAACGCAACCCAGUGGCUAGUGAGUCAGGAUACCGUCGCAAGAUCAAGCUGACCAUCCCUUGGAUCGUUCAAAUUGAUGCCACUCUGGCCGGACCGUAGGAAGACUGAACAGAAGGGACAGCCUUGCUUGCUUUAACCAACCAAGAACUGAAAAUUAUUCAACAUCCUCAGCUACUAAGCGACUGGUGUCAAACAUCCUCUAUUUCCUUCUAGAGAGGCUUUUCAAGUAUUAUUAUCUUACACUAGCUUUUUCCUAGAAUUUGCUUCUAUACAGACCCCACAGCACAGCACAUCGUCUGCUCACCAAUUUGGUUUUACAAAAGUUAAAUUCCAAACGUUUCAAUAAAAUUUUAAUACCUAUGUAAUCAGUUACACUGUCACGUUAUUCCAUUAAAAGAUUUACAGUUAAA
Molecule: messenger RNA, 1478 nt
Organism: Cloeon dipterum
Lineage: Eukaryota; Metazoa; Arthropoda; Insecta; Ephemeroptera; Baetidae
Product: protein phosphatase 1 regulatory subunit 7-like
Exons: 6
Coding region: 121-1167 (348 amino acids)
Molecular function (GO): protein binding
Source: RefSeq, a predicted model, not a curated record